This is a messenger RNA of Hypanus sabinus (Atlantic stingray), 1394 nucleotides long. RefSeq lists its product as uncharacterized. Bases 87 to 1007 code for a protein of 306 amino acids. Gene Ontology annotation, biological process: extracellular matrix organization. Lineage: Eukaryota; Metazoa; Chordata; Chondrichthyes; Myliobatiformes; Dasyatidae. The record is from RefSeq and is a predicted model, not a curated record. Gene Ontology annotation, cellular component: extracellular matrix. The transcript is spliced from 2 exons.
GGAACAGUUAUUACCCUACAAUCGACAGAUUCAGAAACAGUUAUGACCCUACAAUCACCAGGUUCAGAAACAGUUAUUACCCUACAAUGACCAGGUUCAGGAUCAGUUAUUACACUACAAUCUCAAGGUUCAGGUACAGUUAUUACGAUACAAUCAUCAAGAUCAGGAACUGUUAUUUCCCUACAAUUACCACGUUCAGUAACUUUUAUUACGCGACAACCACCAAGAUCAGGAUAAGUUAUUACCCUACAAUCACCAGGUUCAUGAACAGUUGUUUCCCUAUAAUUAACAGGUUCAGGAACUGUUAUUACCCUACAAUCACCUGUUUCAGGAACAGUUAUUACCCAACAAUCGACAGAUUCAGGAACAGUUAUAACACUACAAUCACCAGGUUGAGGAACAGUUAUUACCCUACAACCACCAAUUCAGGAAAAGUUAUUACCUUACAAUCACCAGGUUCAGGAAAAGUUAUUACCCAACAGUCACCAGGUUCAAGAACAUUUAUUACCCGACAAUUACCAGGUUCAGGUACGGUUAUUACCCUACAAUCAACAGGUACAGGGACAGUUAUUACCCUACAAUCACCAUGUUCUGGAACAGUUAUUACCCUACAAACUCCCGGUUCAGCAUCAGCUAUUACCCUACAAUCACCAGGUUCAGGGACAGUUGUUACCCUUGAAUUAACAGGUUCAGGAACAGUUUUUACCCUACAAUUACCAGGUUCAGAAACAGUUAGUACCCUACAAUCACCAGUUUCAGGAACGGUUAUUACCCUACAAUCACCAGGUUCAGGAAUAAUUAUUAUCCUACAAUUACCAGGUUCAGGAACAGUUAUUACCAUACUAUCACGAGGUUCAGGAACAGUUGUUACCCUUGAAUUAACAGGUUCAGGAACAGUUAUUACCAUACUACCACGAGUUUCAGGAACAGUUGUUUCUCUACAAUCACUAGUUCAGGAACAGUUGUUACUCUACAAUCACCAGGUUCAGGAAAAGUUGUUACCCUAGAAUCACCAGGUGCAGAAACAGGUAUUAUACUACAACCGCCAGGUUCAGGAACAUUUAUUAUCCUACAAUUACCAGGUUCAGGUACAUUUAUUACCCUACAAUCACCAGUUUCAGGAAUAAUUAUUAUUCUACAAUUACCAGGUUCAGGUACAGAUAAUACCCUACAAUCACCAGGUAUAGGGACAGUUGUUACCCUACAAUCUCCAGGUUCAGGUACAGUUAUUACAAUACAACCACCAGGAUCAGGAUAAGUUAUUACCCUACAGUCACCGGGUUCAGGAACAGUUGUUAUAUUACAAUUAAGAGGUUCAGGAACAUUUAUUUCCCUACAAUCACCAGGUUCAGGAACAGUUAUUAGCCGAGAACCGCCAGGUUCAGGAACAGUUA